CAGAACCGUCCCGAUUCAUCCACCUUGCCCGUACAUACCAACCGCGCAAACACCAUAAAAACGUGACAUAGCUUAACAAAGACGUUCCCUUUAUUCGCCUAGAAAGAUCACUGUUCUCCCUGCUCUCACUAACCUCCCACCCUCGACAGAGAAAAACACCAGAAGAAUAAAAAAUGACCUUGGAGAUCGCUGUGAAGGCUGCCGCUGGUGCUCCAGAGCUUCUGGGAGACUGUCCAUUUUGCCAGAGAGUUCUGUUGACAUUGGAAGAGAAGAAGGUUCCUUACAAGUCGCUUCUUGUCAAUCUCAGCGAUAAACCUAAGUGGUUCUUGGACAUCAGCCCCGAAGGGAAGGUUCCAGUGGUGAAAUUUGAUGGCAAAUGGGUGGCUGAUUCUGAUGUCAUUGUUGGGAUCCUAGAGGAGAAAUACCCUGAACCAUCUCUUGUCACUCCUCCUGAAUUUGCCUCUGUUGAGUUGGUUAGCUUCUGGACCCAGAUAUGAAUCCUUAUCGAUUAUUCUGAAAAGUUGGAACUUUUUGUUUGCAGAGGCUCAAAGAUAUUCAUAUCUUUCAUCAACUUCCUGAAGAGCAAGGACCCAAGUGAUGGAACUGAGAAGGCGUUGGUCGAUGAGCUGAAGGCACUUGAUGAGCAUCUCAAGGCAAACGGGCCUUUUAUUGCUGGGGAGAAGAUCACUGGUGCAGAUUUGAGCUUGGCCCCGAAACUGUAUCAUUUGGAGACUGCUCUUGGCCAUUUCAAGAAGUGGAGCGUUCCUGAAGACCUGGGUCAUGUCAACAACUACAUGAAGACAUUGUUCUCCCGUGAGUCAUUUGAGAACACCAAGCCUGCUGCCAAAGAAUAUGUCAUUGCUGGUUGGGCACCCAAGGUCAAUGCUUGAACCAGUUCUCUAAUAUGAGUAGUGGUUGUGAGAUUCUGUUUGCAAUGUUGCUGAGGAUGUUGUACUAGUAGACUCUGCUACACAAAAAAAUCUAUUUGACGGAGAAGAAUAACGGUUAUGUACUCGAUCUUUAACGGUGGUGUGAUCACUUAGUCUUAUGUACUUGAGAAGAAUUGAGACUCUUGCCAUGUUGUUGUGGUAUCGAUACGUUGGUGUAUGUCUACCUUACUAAAUGUCGUCUCAAUCUAAGGAGUUAGCUGAUUGAUAAUGUGCGAGGAUAGAAUUCACCACAUCCUGUUCUCUAA
This is a messenger RNA of Linum tenue, 1195 nucleotides long. The record is from the annotation of a GenBank genome assembly. NCBI's taxonomy places the organism in Eukaryota, Viridiplantae, Streptophyta, Magnoliopsida, Malpighiales, Linaceae.